Messenger RNA from Oncorhynchus mykiss (rainbow trout), 2724 nucleotides. RefSeq lists its product as uncharacterized. The record is from RefSeq and is a predicted model, not a curated record. NCBI's taxonomy places the organism in Eukaryota, Metazoa, Chordata, Actinopteri, Salmoniformes, Salmonidae.
CCAUCUAGAUGUCAAUAACUGUGUGCUUAGAGUUCGUGAAGGCUCACAUGGAAAAUGCAUUCCGCUCAGGUCAUUGGCCAUCAGACGCUCAAUACUGAGAAGAUAGAAAGGGAACUCUUUUAAACCUGUUUGAUAAGGAACAUGCAUCUGUGGUCAAUAUAACCACAUCAACCUGUUUCAUCCGUGGAUAUUGGUUGGAGAGGAGAAGGAGACGAGGGACAUACAUUGUUCUUAUGGAGUUUUGUCUGAGUAAAUAUAGGGUAUAGUCCACUUGAAGAGUUUGGAACCCUGUUUUAAAAUUACUCAAAUGUCAAGGGAGUGGAGGAACGAUGGCUCUCUACCUUCAUUACCUGCUGCAGUAGAGGGGUUGAUGAGAGGCAGUUGGAAUAUGAGGAUGGACCCCAGGGAUACCUACCCUACUACCAGGGACUGUCUCCGGAAAGAAUGUCCUUGGUGGAUGAGAUGGAAGAGGAGUGCUAGUAUACUGAGGAGGUUUUUGCCUGAUGUAUGGAAGCCUCUAGUGCCAUUACUCAGCUAUGGUGCCACCUUAUUGGUCAUGGUGUUGUAUGCCCUGGCAGAUCGGCUCCGCAGCUUUGUUGCUGAUAUCUUCAUUCCCCAGUACCACUACCAGUUUUCUGUACCAAUCACAUUUGUCCAGGUGCUGGUGACUCUGCUAUACUUGCUGCUCCUCCAUGCCAUGGGCCUGGCACCACUGAAGCCCUACUCUUUGUCUCUGGGUGAACGCCUGCUGGUGCCUUCUGUCUGUGGCAGUGCCCAAACUGUGCUGGGUGUGUGGGCAGAGGCCAGUGCCCACUCCGGCAUGUACGCCCUCACCAUGCGCCUGCUGCCCCUGCUCUGUGUGGGCUGGAGUCACGGCCUGCGGCUGGCAGUACCGCCAUCAGUCCACCUAACAGGCCUUAUCACGGUCAUCACUUUUACCUCCGUCACUAUCACAGCGUCUCAAGGUCUCCCGUCAGUGGAGGUUCUGGAGUGUCUCUACGCCCCGCUGGCCCUCCUUCUACACAGCCUUUCUCUGACCUGGCUGGCCAAGGUGGCUGAGACCGAGCACCGGCACCACAGCAGCUCCCACAUCUCACCUUUUGACCUGUACUUCACCCUGAUGGUGAACCAGAGCCUGGUGCUUGGCUUCCUGUGCCUGCUGCACCCAGAGGGCCCCCGGGCACUGGGCGAGGGUAGCUGGCACAGCCUGCUCUUCAUGGGCUACCUGCUGGCGAUACUGCUGCUGGGAGCUCUACAGCACCUCUUGGUGGACAUGGCCGCUCUGACCUUCUCACCGCUGGCUGCAGCGCUACUCCACACGGCACACGGAUUAACAAGACCGUUGUACAGCCUGUUGUAGAUGAUCCAACAUGGAGGAGGAUGAAGUUGACUCUAGAGACUAGUCAGAAGUCAGUUGCCUCCCUCAAAUCAAAUUGCAUUUGUCACAUACACAUGGUUAGCAGAUGUUAAUGCGAGUGUAGCAAAAUGCUUGUGCUUCUGGUUCCGACAGCGCAGUAAUAUCUAACAAUUCCCCAACAUCUACCUAAUACACACAAAUCUAAAAAGGGUUGAAUGAGAAUAUGUACAUAUGGAUGAGCGAUGGCCGAGCGGCAUAGGCAAGGUGCAAUAGAUGGUAUAAAAUACAGUAUAUUAACGUGACUAGUGAUCCAUUUGUAAAAGCGGCCAGUGAUUGGGUCUCCAUGUAGGCAGCAGCCUCUCGGAGUUAGUAAUUGCUGUUAAGCAGUCUGAUGGCCUUGAGAUAGAAGCUGUUUUUCAGUCUCUCAGUCCCAGCUUUGAUGCACCUGUACUGACCUCGCCUUCUGGAUGGUAGUGGUGUAAACAGACAGUGGCUCGGGUGGUUAUUGUCCUUGAUCUUUUUUGCCUUCCUGUGACAUCGGGUGCUAUAGUUGUCAUGGAGGGCAGGUAGUUUGCCCCCGGAGAUGCGUUGUGCAGACCACACCACCCUCUGUAGAGCCUUGCAGUUGAGGGUGGAGCAGUUGCUGUACCAGGCGGUGAUACAGCCUGACAGGAUGCUCUCAAUUGUGGAUCUGUAAAAGUUAAUGGUUAAAGGGAGGAUAUGGUAAGGAUAAUCUUUUCCUAGAUCUGUCUAUAUCAAAUCAAAUCAAAUCAAAUUUUAUUUGUCACAUACACAUGGUUAGCAGAUGUUAAUGCGAGUGUAGCGAAAUGCUUGUGCUUCUAGUUCCGACAAUGCAGUAAUAACAAGUUAUCUAACUAACAAUUCCAAAACUACUGUCUUGUACACAGUGUAAGGGGAUAAAGAAUAUGUACAUAAGGAUAUAUGAAUGAGUGAUGGUACAGAGCAGCAUAGGCAAGAUAUAUGGUCAACUUCUACCAGUAGAAGGAUAGUUGUACUACAGAGCAGUAUUAUUCACUCUCUGUAGUACAAAGUCACCUCCCUAGGUGCAGCACUUUAAUUACCAGCGCUUGUGUUCCUUCUUAUCCUGUAUAUCAUACUUACUACUGAACCUAUAUAAAAUGGUUUGAAAAGGCACUCAAUAUGUAGGGAGACUGGAUAAAAUCUUUGCACUGGAUUAUCAACCAUACAGAAAUGCUCAGAAUGUGACUGGGAAUAUGUCAUAAGGCUGCUAGUUCAGAGUGGUGUAAUUAAUAAACGAAAUGAUAAGCAUUACAGUUCAAGUGUAAAGAUACUGUCUACCUCAAGGUUUUUCAAAUCCCCAAAUGCAACAAUAAAAGUUAACAGUA